AUGUUGCCUUCCCAAGAAGCCUCCAAGAUCUACCAUGACAAUUACAUGCGCAACUCCAGCGCCAUCGGGGUGCUUUGGGCCAUCUUCACCAUCUGCUUCGCCAUAGUCAACGUGGUGGUGUUCAUGCAGCCCUACUGGAUCGGCGACAGCGUCAACACGCCGCAGGCCGGCUACUUCGGCCUCUUCCACUACUGCGUGGGCACCGGGCCGUCGCCCAGCCGGGAUCUCACCUGCGUGGGCAGCUUCUCCGACUUCAGCUCCAUCCCGUCCGGAGCCUUCAAGGUGGCCUCGGUGUUCGUGCUGCUGUCCAUGGUGCUGAUCCUCAGCUGCAUCGGCUGCAUGGCGCUCUUCUUCUUCUGCAACACCUCCACCGUUUACAAGACCUGCGCCUGGAUGCAGCUGCUGUGUGGAGUGUGCCUGGUGCUGGGUUGCAUGAUCUUCCCUGAUGGCUGGGAUGCCGAGGUGAUCCGGGACAUGUGCGGGGAGCAGACAGGGAAAUAUUCGUUGGGCGAUUGCUCUGUACGGUGGGCCUAUAUGCUGGCCAUCAUGGGCAUCCUGGACGCCCUCAUCCUCUCCUUCCUGGCCUUCGUCCUGGGCAACAGGCAGACAGACUUCUAUCUUGAUGAUCUGCAGACAGAUAACAAAGAUUUUGCUGUGUCAAGGAUUGAGGUCCGGGACAGAAGAGAGCCUCGGUACGGAGUGCAGCGGCUUCACUGA
Limanda limanda (common dab) is the source of this 717-nucleotide messenger RNA. Its product is annotated as LHFPL tetraspan subfamily member 4 protein-like. The record is from RefSeq and is a predicted model, not a curated record. Gene Ontology annotation, molecular function: GABA receptor binding. Gene Ontology annotation, biological process: gamma-aminobutyric acid receptor clustering; sensory perception of sound. The transcript has 4 exons. Bases 1 to 717 code for a protein of 238 amino acids. Gene Ontology annotation, cellular component: inhibitory synapse; plasma membrane; postsynaptic membrane. Lineage: Eukaryota; Metazoa; Chordata; Actinopteri; Pleuronectiformes; Pleuronectidae.